Aphanomyces astaci is the source of this 345-nucleotide messenger RNA. RefSeq lists its product as hypothetical. The coding region runs from base 1 to 345 and encodes 114 amino acids. The transcript has 5 exons. Lineage: Eukaryota; Oomycota; Saprolegniomycetes; Saprolegniales; Verrucalvaceae. The record is from RefSeq and is a predicted model, not a curated record.
AUGCCGCAGUCAUGUCGUAGCAUCAACGUGUUGUCCGAGCCGCCGCUUGCAGCCGCCGUGGUCCACGGGAUUUGGUCGCUCGUGGGCCACAUGUCCCGCGCAUGUGCCGCUGCGUGGUGCAACUCUCCAGCACAUCAUGGGAUCCAUACAAGCAGCACCCACGUCGUCGAUGUCGUGCACGACUCGCUGCAGCAUGUCCAAGCCAGGAUCCAAAGUCAAGCAAGACACACGAAGUUAGCGGAAGUCCAAGAGACCAGCUUCCGCGCUGGCACCAAGCGCAAUGACAUCAUCUCGAUGUCGAGCAACAUAUUUCUUCUGUUUUGGUGCGUUGCUAGUAGCAUGUAG